Messenger RNA from Drosophila ananassae, 806 nucleotides. RefSeq lists its product as uncharacterized. Bases 268 to 735 code for a protein of 155 amino acids. The record is from RefSeq and is a predicted model, not a curated record. The transcript has 2 exons. NCBI's taxonomy places the organism in Eukaryota, Metazoa, Arthropoda, Insecta, Diptera, Drosophilidae.
UUGGCUGAGAUAUGGGCAUGGCCAGGGGCCAUAUAGGUGUAUCCUAUGUAUUCACGAUUUAAAUUCAGAUAUCGAUAAAUCGUGCUAUUCUCUUUUGAUUUAUAUAUUAAGAAACUUUAAAAAAAAGUCCACCCUAAAGCCCAAAACAGCUGGGCAGAGCUUUUUUAGCUUUCCGCUGUUAAACAAACAAAAUGAUUUCAUUUGUAAAUAAAUAAACAAGGCAACCAGUGAGCAACCGGCGUAGUCCGGCAAAAAUACUGAAAAUAAAUGGAAAUGGAGUCGAAAUCCUCGAAAAUUUUGGCUAUUGGAGCGGAAGAGACUGACGAACAGUUGGAUAAAUCAGUUUCAAAACACAGAAAGGCAUUUUUUUCGGAGGAUUUUGGGAUGCGAAUGCAGAAAGUUCUUUUGGGUGGCGCCAGGCCGCUGAAUUCAAAUGUGGAUAUAGGAGCAAUUGAAAGGUUUUCGGCUAACGAAGUCAAAAAGAAUGGUCAAUACUACUACGAGUUUGGACCCGAAAUUAAAAUCAAAGGAUGGAUAAUAAAUGUGAUCACUUUUGAGCCAAAGGGUUUUCUAAAACGAGUGAAGACUAAAAUCGGAAAAGAGCACUGGAUCAAUGAAAAUGUGGCGAAAUUCAGUAAAGAUUCAAGAAAUUUUAUACAAAGUACGGUUUCCAAGGCCGCAGAUGAAGAAACCAUGGAAGUUUACCAGUAUUUAUGUUAUCUGAACAACACCUAGUUAUAUUUUUGUUUAAAUUUAAUUAAUUUAUAAAAAAUAAAUGAAAUAUUCAAAAUAGUAUAGGGACCCAA